Mangifera indica (mango) is the source of this 1570-nucleotide messenger RNA. RefSeq names its product LRR receptor-like serine/threonine-protein kinase GSO1. Gene Ontology annotation, molecular function: protein binding. The transcript has a single exon. Bases 25 to 1437 code for a protein of 470 amino acids. NCBI's taxonomy places the organism in Eukaryota, Viridiplantae, Streptophyta, Magnoliopsida, Sapindales, Anacardiaceae. The record is from RefSeq and is a predicted model, not a curated record.
CAUUUGAGCACUCACAAACUCAACAUGGGCUUCUUUCUCUUCCUUUUUCUCUCCCUUUCUCUCUUCAAACUCACUUCAGCCGCCUGUCACGCGGAUGAUCAAGCCGCUCUUUUGGCUUUCAAAUCGGGUAUAACCCAAGACCCAUCGGGUCUACUCACCACAUGGAAAUCGGGUACCGAUUGUUGCACUUGGGCGGGUGUAAAUUGCUUGGUCAACAACCGAGUCACAAGCAUUUCUCUUGUUGGCCAACCCGACAAACCCGACUCCUUCUUAACGGGUACAAUCUCAUCCAGCCUGGCCAAGCUCACAUAUCUAGACGGUAUUUAUCUCCAGAACCUCAGAAAUCUCUCGGGUAAGUUUCCGGGUUUUCUAUUCGGGUUACCCAAUUUAAAGUUCAUCUAUAUUGAAAACAACAAACUUUCGGGUCAAAUACCUGCAAAUAUUGGCAACUUGACCCAGCUCCAAGCACUGAGUCUGUCUGGCAAUCAGUUCACCGGGAUCAUACCGAGUUCGAUCGCCGCGUUGACUCAGUUAACUCAGCUGAAACUGGGUCAAAAUAUUCUCUCCGGUAAGAUUCCAGCCAAUAUUGGGAAGUUGAAGAACUUGACUCUACUGAGUCUCGACCAUAACCAACUCACUGGCCAAAUACCAAAUAUUUUUUCAUCUUUGACAAAUCUUAGAAUCCUAAGACUUUCUUUUAACAAGUUAUCAGGACAAAUUCCUUCUUCAAUAGCUUCCCUUGCACCAAAGCUUCAAUAUUUAGAGCUAGGCCACAAUGCACUUUCCGGGAAAAUCCCAGAUUUUCUCGGAAAAUUCCAGGCACUGGACACCCUGGAUCUUUCUAGGAACAAAUUUUCAGGAACCAUAGCAAAUAGCUUCGCAAACUUGACAAAAAUUUUCAAUCUCGACCUCUCAUACAAUUCUCUCACUGACCCAUUUCCAGUUAUGAAUGUUAAAGGAAUUGAAUCACUCGACCUCUCGUAUAACAACUUUCACCUCAAACAAAUUCCCAAAUGGGCCAUUUCGUCGCCUAUUAUCUACUCACUCAAGCUGGCAAAAUGUGGGCUUCAGCUGAACUUGAGCGAGUUUCAGCCCUCCGAAACUUACUUCUACGACUACAUUGACCUCUCUGAUAACGAAAUAGUGGGCAGUCCGGUAGGGUUGCUGAAUCGGACGGAUUAUCUGGUGGGGUUUUGGGCAUCGGGGAACAAGUUAAAGUUUGAUUUGGAGAGUUUGAGGAUUGUGAAGACAUUGAAGACGUUGGAUUUAUCGAGGAAUUUGGUAUACGGGAAGGUGCCGGAAGGUGUUUCAGGGCUUGAAAAGUUGAACGUAAGUUAUAAUCAUCUGUGUGGUCAGCUUCCGGCAAAUAAAUUUCCGGCCAGUGCUUUUAUUGGGAACGAUUGUCUUUGCGGAUCUCCAUUGCCGCCGUGCAAAUAAUGUAAGCUCAUUAACAAGUUUUUGUAGCUAGCUGCAUUAUACUUUUUGAGCAUGGGAACCGAAAGAAAGUAAAAGGGCUGUGGUGAGUUCGUUGAAUGAAUAAUAAUAAUUUUUUAUAAGGUAAAUUCAACCA